GGGGUUCAUCUCUGGAAAAAGUCAGAUUUCUGCCACCACAAAUAUUCUUUAAAUUCAUCAAUGAUAAUGUAUAAAGGAUGUAUAUCAUGCCUAUCAAUGUAUAUAUCACACCUAUUUUAUGGAUAUACAACUUUAUCAAACUACGGGCCCAAAUUCCUUUAUCUAGCAUGGUUCAGGCCCAAAUUCAGAUUGAUUCCAAAUUUCCGGCUGAAGUUGACACCACUUUUCCCCAUUUCCAAUCGGCGACGAAAUCCGAACUGGAUGCAAGAUUUGAUCCUGAAUCAUACUUUGGGGAGUAGUUUGAUAAUUUCGUGCAACUGUAAUGUUAGAAGUCCGAAAUCUCCCAUUGACCAAAGGGAUGGCGGUGGUGCCGUGCGGUGCGGGGUUGUCUUAACCAGUGGUGGACGCACGUGGUGGCCAGCGGGUUCAACUAAACCCGCUUCACCGAAAAAUAAUACUGUGUAUAUGUCCCAUAUUGAUGUAGCUUUCUGCAUAUUACCUCCCAUUUCAGCUGAUUGAUAAUUUUUAGUCGUAUGGAAGCUAAAUUCUUUCGCUUUCUCAAGACUGUCGGAGUUGGUUUCAAGGCUAGGGCAGAAUCCGAAGGUCGUCUCUUAUACCUAAAGCUGGGUAAUAGCCAUGAGGUUGAACUGACCGUUCCUCCUGCAGUUCGUGUGUUCUGUUUCAAACCUAAUGUCAUCUGCUGUGCUGGGAUUGACGAAGAGAGGGUACAGCAAUUUGCUGCUUCUAUAAGGAGUUGUAAACCUCCUGAAGUUUACAAAGGUAAAGGUAUAAUGUACAUGGAUGAAGUCAUAAAAAAGCAGCAGGGAAAGAAAUCAAAAUAAAGUUUUAACUUCAAUCUUGCUAGCUUGGUCCUUCUUCA
This is a messenger RNA of Nicotiana attenuata, 880 nucleotides long. RefSeq names its product 60S ribosomal protein L6, mitochondrial-like. Gene Ontology annotation, biological process: translation. The transcript has 3 exons. Bases 534 to 842 code for a protein of 102 amino acids. The record is from RefSeq and is a predicted model, not a curated record. Gene Ontology annotation, molecular function: structural constituent of ribosome; rRNA binding. Lineage: Eukaryota; Viridiplantae; Streptophyta; Magnoliopsida; Solanales; Solanaceae. Gene Ontology annotation, cellular component: ribosome.